Molecule: messenger RNA, 1703 nt
Organism: Esox lucius (northern pike)
Lineage: Eukaryota; Metazoa; Chordata; Actinopteri; Esociformes; Esocidae
Product: protein PML-like
Exons: 3
Coding region: 361-1005 (214 amino acids)
Biological process (GO): DNA catabolic process
Cellular component (GO): cytoplasm
Molecular function (GO): 3'-5'-DNA exonuclease activity; nucleic acid binding
Source: RefSeq, a predicted model, not a curated record
CAUGUUUGAGUGGGCCAGCAGUUCUCAAACCUCCACUCGAGGACACCAGUCGUUUCACAGUUUUGCUGUUGCCUUGAUUAGGCCACCCGAUUAAUUAAUAAAGGUAUUUAUGAUUAGAUGACAAGUAAAAACGGGAAGGUUAGCUGUAGAAUAAUUCUAACACAUGGACCGGAUUGGGGUUACCCGAGGAGAGGUGUGAGAACCACGGGAGGAGCAUAUGCCUGAAACGAAAGUAACUAUUAGUGUCUGUAUCGAUAUGAUCUGCCUAUCCACUUGUGGGCACAGCUGCCUAUAUAAAGGGUACUUCAUUCAACUACAUCACUGCAUGAUUUGAGGAAUUUUGACAGCUUCAACAUCGUUAUGCAGUCAUCAAUGGGAAUUGGAGCUUUCUCCUGUGAUCACAACAUAGUAUUCUUUGACCUGGAGACUACGGGAUUAGACACAUCAGUGUGUGACAUCAUCCAGCUGUCGGCCAUCAGCGGGGAAAGUACGUUCAAUGCCUACGUUCUCCCUCGCUGCAGCAUGACUGAAGAGGCCACCAGGAUCACAGGGUUGAGCGUCAGCAAUCGCCAGACCUUACUCCUACAUGGCCAACCAGUGAAUACCAUUCCUCUCAAAGAGGCCCUCACCUCGUUCAUCUCCUUCCUUCGUUCUUUUCGAAAGCCCAUUCUGGCAGCCCACAAUGCCCGCCGUUUCGACUCCCCUGUGCUUGCCAGGGCUCUGGGGGAAUGCUCUCUGAGGUGCCAGUUCCAGCAAGUAGUGUCAAGCUUCCUAGAUACUUUCUUGAUUAGUAAGGAAAUGUUUUCAAACACAGUGACUAGGUUCUCUCAGGAGCACCUGGCUCGUGUGUUCCUCAGGAAGACCUACGAGGCUCACAAUGCAUUGGAGGACGUGAAGGUCCUUCAAGAGCUUUAUCAAAGUUGGAGUCCUAGUCAGGCCGUGAUACGCCAUAACACCUUCCUCUUUCAAUGUGUUUCUAACCCACUGACUAGAAGGUUUUUCUGAUUUAUAUUUGUUUUCUUUUUUAUUACACACACGUUGUGUUUCAUACUCUUUCUGUAGAAUAUAGAGUUUGCAUUUACUUUUUAUCCUGGCUUAUAAAGUGGAUGUGGCACAUUUAAGCAUCUUAUUAUUUUUUUCUAAGUAUAUUUACAAUUAUGAUUUUGUUUAAGCAAGUUUGAGGACAGUAUUUUCACAGUAUAAAAACAAGAACAGUUUUAGAAAACAAUAACUAUAUUGUUACCAAAAUGUUACAUUUAUUAAAGUGUGAAGCAGAAUGUGGCUUGUCUUCCUGGUUGCUCUGUAAAAAGAAAGAAAUGGUUCGACAUUGGAAAUAAAAUUGCAUUUGAAUUGGAAAACAGAAUAAUCUUUAAAUUAAUCCCCCAACAAAUUAUGGGAUUCAUGCCCUUAACAAUACUGUUAAUAGUGCAAUUAUAAAAAAGUUAAUAGAAACGUUUUGUUUGUACCAUAGAUAUGGAUAAUGGACUCAAGUGGAAACAAAAGGUGAAUGGUCACACUUUGGACGCCCAAAAUGUCAAUGUUUAUGUUAAAACCAUCCUUAUCUAUGACUCUUGCAAUUGAUGUUGUGAUUGAAUAUAUCUGCCAUGUUAAUGUAGUCAACCUGGAGUGACUUUCAAAUGCAUUGGGUUAUCACUCCUGAUGAGUGGUUUAAGUCAACACUGCAAUAAAAUAACCAACAUGAG